GUUACAGCUCUUUACACUGUAACCCUUUGCGCUAAGCAUGCAGGAGCAAGCAUUCCGGCAGGCUGCUUUCUGCAGCUGAGGAGACAACAUUCAUAGACUUCCUUUGAUUAGGACAUGUCACUGUUGUCAGGGCAACUGUUAACGGUGGCGUAUCGUAUUUUUUCCUCCUGUGUUGCGUGCUGAAUAUUUUAGUGUGCUGUAACUGCAAGAAGCUUGGGGAAGAGGUACUGCUGCAGAAAGGAGAAGCUGCGGGCUGGGAUCUGAUUGAACAGGUUAAAGCAGCGAAGAGAGGCAUCCAAACCAAUGUGCCUUUAAUUAGGGCUUUUCUCAAAGGUGGAUGAAAUUGCAGGCCCUCUGCUGCCAAGUGGAUGUUGGUAUUUGUCAGCUGUUUGCAUACUGCUUACCGAUAGAGGAUCUAUUACAAGUGCUCAAAUGAAAGGGCAGGUCUGCAGCUAGCUGCUACACAGGCACUGCAGUUUCUUAAAUAUAUAUAUUGUAAUAAGCAAGUGAUAGCAUAAACAUGCCUGGGGCAGCUACUGCUAUCAGACAAGAGAGACUGAAGAAGACAAAUGCAAGGACAAGUCCCCCUGGUUUAUUCACCAUUAACGAAGAAGAUGAGCAGCAAAAGAAUGGAAAUUCCAAAAGACUGAAAGCGUCAGAAGACUCUAAAGUGCAAGACAAGAAAGCUGCUUCUUCCAGCCAUCCCACUUCUGCUGCUUCAGGGCAAAGCCCCAACAACUCUGCAGCAAAAGCAGACCAUCCACCUGUACUAAAAGUUGAUGACAGACAACGGCUUGCUAGGAUACGGAGAGAGGAACUGGAAAAGCAGUUAGCUGCAAGAGAAUCACUCUGGUUAGAAAAAGAAGAGAGGGCACGGCAGCAUUAUGAAAAACACCUGGAGGAACGCAAAAAGAAGUUAGAAGAACAGAGGCUAAAAGAAGAGAAAAGACGAGCUGCAGUAGAGGAAAAACGAAAGCAGAGAAUAGAAGAGGACAAGGAACGACAUGAAGCUGUCGUACGCCGUACAAUCGAGAGGAGCCAGAAGCCCAAACAAAAGCAAAACAGGUGGUCCUGGGGAGGACCCAUUCAUAGAAGCAGCAGCGUUAAUAAUACAGAUCCAGACAGGAGGUCUGUUUCAACAAUGAACCUCUCGAAACAUGUUGAUCCAGUCAUUAACAAGCGGCUCUCCUCUUCAUCUGCAACAUUACUAAAUUCUCCAGACAGAGCUCGCCGUCUAAAUCUCAGUCCAUUGGAGAAGAGCAUUGUUAGCAGACUGCUGAUGCCCACACAUUCAUUCCUGGCCAGAAGUAAAAGCACAGCUGCCUUGUCUGGAGAUGCAGUUAUCCCCAUUUGUCCUCGUUCAGCAUCUUGCAGCCCCAUCAGUCCCCUGUCCUACAAGGCCAUGAACUGUAGAAAUCCAGCAGACCGACCAAAAUUCUUUGACACAACAACUGGACGUAGGAGGACCACGCACUCAGCAGGGACUGACAAAAAAGAAAAGGACCUCUCCUCCAGUGUAAAGAGACUUCACUCUCCUUCCAAUCCCAAAAUUAGAUCACUAGCGCUCUCCCCAGUUUGGCAUGCAUCCAAGUCCAUGCCUUUUUUGCCUGGCACCCCCAAACAGAUAACCUCGCCACCUGGCUCUUCCAAAGUGCCCUCCUCUCAGACCCGACCUCCCUCCCCAGGCAAUAUCCGACCAAUCAAAAAAGAGCUGAAACCAGAUAGUCAGAAAAAAGGACCAGAAAAGGAGCCUAAGAAGGCAGCUGAGGAACAGACAGAAGAGGGUAAAGCAAUUUCAGCAAGUGCUGGAGAAUCUGCAGGGGAAGGUUUCUCUGUCAAAUUAGAGCCGGCUCAAGUAGCUGCUCCUGCUUUGCCCCCUGCUCCACCAGCAACUUCACCAUCCCCUGUUUCUAGCAAGGCUUCGGCAGGUACUACUGACCCAGAAGAAGCAACAAGACUGCUUACUGAAAAGAGGCGGCUGGCCCGUGAGCAGCGAGAACGGGAGGAGCAAGAAAGGAAGGAGAGGGAAGAGACUGAAAGGCUAAAGAAGGAGGCGUUGUCGCAGAAGAUAGCUGAAGAGAGAGCUCGCCGGGAGGAGGAGGAGGCUCGCAGGCAAGAGGCGGAGAGAAAGCGAAGGGAGGUAGAGCAGGAGCGAGAAAAGGAAGAAGAGUUACGCCGGCAGACAGAAGAAAGAGACCAGAAAGAGAAGGAGGAGAUGGAGCGCAUUCAGAAACAAAAAGAAGAAGCAGCUCGCCAGAGUGAAGAGGCAGAGCGGAUUCGGUUAGAGCGUGAAAAGCGUUCCCAAAGAGAAGAACAAGAGCGCUUAGAAAGGAAGAAGCGACUUGAGGAGAUCAUGAGACGAACUAGGCGCACAGAAGCUGUAGAUAAGAAAUCUAAUGAACAGCAAAAUGGAGAGAUAUCUAAGGCAAAUGUUACUGGAGAAACAGCAACCAGUCCCACAUCUCCCUUAGAAUCUGUAGUGGCAUCUCAGCUUCAACAUGUGACAGAAUCACCACACAAUGGGGAAUCAGUGACCCACUCACAGAUAGUCAUUUCACAUCAACCAACAGUAAAUAUGGACAGUAAUCUCAAUCCUGGAAAAGAACCAAAUGAAAAUGGAGUGUCUAUGCAGAAUGACAACUUUGAAGAGAUCAUAAACUUACCCAUUGGAUCUAAACCAUCCACAUUGGAUGCCUUGAACAAUGAUGGAAGCAAUAGCCCUGAAAUUCCUUUGAAUCCAAUUUUAGCCUUUGAAGAUAAGGGGACUCUGGGGCCAUUGCCUCAGGUAGAUAGUGUUCAAACACCUCAAACAGCAGAAGUUAUCUGACCAUUUCUUCUGAAGAGCCAAAGAUGAAGUAAGCAUCUCUGCUGCCUAUGGAGUUCCUUCCAUGCUAUGAAGGACUGUUUUACUUUCUCUCUCCAGUUUUCUAAAAAAAAAAGAAUGUGGAUAUCUUUUUUGAAAGGACCUUAGGAAAACCAGCAGAAGAAGAGAUGGAGACUAGACAUGGAUUAUCUUUCUAUCUAAUAGUUUUCACCAUUAGAAAAUCAUGCUUCACGUGCAUUACUUAAAAUGGCUUUUUUUCCAACAAGCUCCUUUUCGCAAAUCAAUAUUUUCUGCAUUCUUCAAGACAAAAGGCACUGGAAUCUGACCGUAAUGAGCUGAUUGGGAUAAAGGGCCUGAUUUUUGUUUUUGUUUUUGAAGAUGGGUGGUUGGUUUUAAAAUUGGCGACUAAUCUUCUAUGUUUUACGGAUCUAAUACUUGAAAAAUAAACAUCUCAUUGCUCUACAAGUAGGGCUAAUGGGAAGUUUCAUUUAAACCUGUUGGUUUAAAUAUUAUUGCAGAGAACUCUAAUUAUGGGGGCAAAAUAUAGGCUUCUGUAUCAGGUUCUUGUAAAUGUAACUUCUACAUGGACGUUCUGUAAAUUCAAAUGUCACUACGAUCUUCUUGCAUUUUCUUUAAAAACACAAAGCAGAACAGGUUUUAAAAUGUGAAAAUUUGAAGCGCUAUUUUUUCAUGGACAAGAUGAAAACCUGUUGUUCUCCUAGAUAAUGUAUUUAUGAAUUGUUCGGUACAAAACUAAAUCAUCUAAUUGAAUAAAUUAGAAA
Molecule: messenger RNA, 3606 nt
Organism: Gopherus evgoodei (Goodes thornscrub tortoise)
Lineage: Eukaryota; Metazoa; Chordata; Testudines; Testudinidae
Gene: MAP7
Product: microtubule associated protein 7
Exons: 18
Coding region: 521-2827 (768 amino acids)
Biological process (GO): microtubule cytoskeleton organization
Cellular component (GO): microtubule cytoskeleton
Source: RefSeq, a predicted model, not a curated record